This is a messenger RNA of Astyanax mexicanus (Mexican tetra), 847 nucleotides long. RefSeq lists its product as uncharacterized. Bases 17 to 847 code for a protein of 276 amino acids. The record is from RefSeq and is a predicted model, not a curated record. The transcript has 4 exons. NCBI's taxonomy places the organism in Eukaryota, Metazoa, Chordata, Actinopteri, Characiformes, Acestrorhamphidae.
UAGGUUUACAUGUCUGAUGAACGCUACUAGGUUUACGAGUCUGAUGAACGCUGCUAGGUUUACGAGUCUGGUGAACACUGCUAGGUUUACGAGUCUGAUGAACGCUGCUAGGUUUACGAGUCUGAUGAACGCUGCUAGGUUUACGUGUCUGAUGAACGCUACUAGGUUUACGAGUCUGAUGAACGCUGCUAGGUUUAUGAGUCUGGUGAACGCUGCUAGGUUUACGAGUCUGGUGAACACUGCUAGGUUUACGUGUCUGGUGAACACUGCUAGGUUUACGAGUCUGAUGAACGCUGCUAGGUUUACGAGUCUGGUGAACACUGCUAGGUUUACGAGUCUGAUGAACGCUGCUAGGUUUACGAGUCUGAUGAACGCUGCUAGGUUUACGUGUCUGGUGAACGCUGCUAGGUUUACUUGUCUGGUGAACGCUGCUAGGUUUACGAGUCUGGUGAACGCUGCUAGGUUUACGUGUCUGGUGAACGCUGCUAGGUUUACGUGUCUGGUGAACACUGCUAGGUUUAUGUGUCUGGUGAACGCUGCUAGGUUUAUGAGUCUGGUGAACGCUGCUAGGUUUACGAGUCUGGUGAACGCUGGUACGUUUACGUGUCUGGUGAACGAUGGUAGGUUUAAGUGUCUGGUGUACUGUGGUAGAUUGACAUGUCUGCUGAACGCUGCUAGGUUUACGUGUCUGGUGAACGCUGCUAGGUUUACAGGUCUGACGUACUCAGGUGAACACUGGGGAGUUAUUCUGGUGCCGGCAGUUAAACAGGCUGUUCUGUGGACCUGUUUACGCUGUAUAAUGCAGUGGGGCUUUGAGUUCUCUUUCCAGGCUGAGAGAAACGGCUGA